GUUGACACGUGUUUGUCCCUCUCUUGAUCUUACUACUUACUCGUUGUUGCGCCUUGGGAUUGUAAGUGGAAUUCUUGCAGCUUUCCCUCUCAUAGUAAUAUGGCAAGGCACGAUUCUCGCUCAGCUUCACCAUACGCUAAGGAGGAUAGAACAUACCCUGACCGGUCUCGCGAGAAACGGCCAGUUCGACACGACGAUUAUGACGAUAGACGGAAACGCCAACGUCGAAGCGAGAGCAGGGGCAGGAGCAGAAGUCGUGAUAGAGAGGAGGGUUCGUCUAGGCUACACAGACAUAGAAGUCGAAGCAGGGAGGGUGACAAGAAAAGGCAUAAACGAGACAAGUCCGAGGAACGGAAAGCACGGAAGGCAGAGAAGAAACGUAUAAAGGAAGAAGAAGAGGCUCGUCAAGUUGCGGAGCUCAGUAUUUACAGCGCAACCGAUAACCCAUUCCACGACGUGAAUCUCGGUCAGCAGUUCCGCUGGCACAAGAAGAACGAGAAAGAAAGGAAGCAGGGUUUGUCGCUUGCAGAGUCCCAAACAAGGGAUGCUAUCAGACGACAAGAAGCCAAGGAGGAACUGGAGCGGUUGAAUCGAAGACGUGCAGAACGGGAGGCCGAGCAGCGGUUGCGAGAGGAAGAGGAAAUUCGAAUGCAACGUCUUGCUGAAUCUGCUCAGAUGGCUGAUUGGCUUUCGAAGGAGGAAGACUUUCAGCUAGAGCAGGAACGAACACGCGCUGCAAUCCGAAUCAAGGAGAAACGGGCAAAGGCCAUUGACUUCCUGGCGCUGAAUCUUCGUUAUGUCAAUCCCAUCAGUGAGGAAAAUGAAGAGGUGGAUGACGAAGAGCUUGAGAUCGACCUCGACGAGCCAUAUAAUAUUCUGGACAGUCUUUCACCACAACAAGUGGAGGAGUUGCAUGACGAUAUUGAAAGAUAUUUGAGAUUGGAACAAUCAGAAGUAAACAUCGACUUCUGGACGAACAUGAUGGUGGUUGUCAAAGACGCACUCGACCGCAUCAAAGCGAACAAGCGAAUGGGAGUCGAAGCUGCUGCCGCUGUCGAAGCAGACAUUACCGCCUUGCUUCGAGGCAAAACCUAUGACCAUCUGGUUGCCUUGCAGAAGCAGAUUCAAACCAAGUUAGGCAGCGGUGAACCUAUUGACGCGGAAUAUUGGGAGGGUUUACUGAAGAAAGUGAUCGUCUGGAAGGCGAAGGCCAAACUCAAAAGUCUGCAUGAAGUUGUCGUGCGUAAUCGGCUGGAACAGCUCCGGAAGCGACAGCGCGAUGAGGCUUUGCAAGCUCAAGAAGAGCUGCUUGCAGGUGUUGCUAAAUCUGCCGCUCGUGGCGAUCGUCGUGGUGUCAUGCCCGAGGUUGACGGCUCAGGCCAAGAGGCCGUACCGCCUGAAGAGGUGGAACCAUAUGACGGGUCAAUGAGCCCCACUUUGCUCGACAUCAGAAAGCUUCCAUAUGAGGAGCGGCAGAUUGACAUUGUUACUGAACUCGAAGAUCUGCGUGAACUGAUGCGACAGCGCCGAUCUGUGGCUGCCUCUAGAUUCGUACCCAAGACCCAGCAAGCGCCAAUCGAAGUGCAGGACGUCGAGGCCCCAAGUAACGCUGAUUUGGCAUCUGAGGCCCUUUACCGUGCUGAAGCCGAGAGAGAGCUCGACGAGGAGGAAGAACUAUUCAACGUCGAAGAGAAUAUCGCUCACCCAACCUCAUAUAAUUGGGAAGACAAGUAUCGUCCCCGCAAGCCGAGAUACUUCAAUAGGGUGCACACUGGUUAUGAAUGGAACAAAUACAAUCAGACCCACUAUGAUACGGACAAUCCUCCUCCCAAGGUCGUUCAAGGCUAUAAGUUCAAUAUCUUCUACCCUGAUCUCAUCGACAAGUCAAAAGCUCCGACAUACAAAAUUGUCAAGGAGCCAGGCAAUGACGAGACUGUUCUGCUCCACUUCACAGCAGGACCACCAUAUGAGGACAUUGCCUUCCGGAUCGUGAAUCGUGAAUGGGAGUUCUCUCAUAAAAGAGGAUUCAGGAGCAGUUUCGAUCGCGGCUGUUUAUCCUUAUGGUUCAAUUUCCGUCGCAACUUCUAUCGCAAGUGAUCGUUCCACUCGCUGCCCUAUGUAUCUCCGCUUGUAAUUCAUAGAUACUCUUCCAUCUGAAAACCCCUUACUAUUUCUGGACUUCUGGCCUCAUGCCAUUGGACACUUGUGAUCAAACAGCACCCAUACUGUACCACUGAUAAGUAAGCCAUUGUUACGCACUCACAUGAUCAGUGCCGAUGUUCGUUCCCUUCCUGAAUACUUGCCAUAUUUAUGUAAUCAGUAUAAGAUGAUAGGAACCGAUAGGCUGCAGAGCAUGAGGUUGGGCGUAACUUAGUAGUAGUGUAUAUGAGCAUCCGAAGAAUCGCCAUCUAUUGAACUUCUGACUGGCUUGCAUCUAUUACGGCAAGAUGAGUAGGAUUCCGUGACCUUUAGCGUCAAGGUGAUGAAUAUGUGGGAAGGACGUGGAAAAUUCGCACAUAUAAAGCUUAACCUACAGC
Molecule: messenger RNA, 2537 nt
Organism: Somion occarium
Lineage: Eukaryota; Fungi; Basidiomycota; Agaricomycetes; Polyporales; Cerrenaceae
Source: the annotation of a GenBank genome assembly